Messenger RNA from Pseudogymnoascus verrucosus, 2070 nucleotides. RefSeq lists its product as uncharacterized. The transcript has 3 exons. The coding region runs from base 733 to 2070 and encodes 445 amino acids. The record is from RefSeq and is a predicted model, not a curated record. NCBI's taxonomy places the organism in Eukaryota, Fungi, Ascomycota, Leotiomycetes, Thelebolales, Thelebolaceae.
GGGAAAACAAUGGAUAGGGUCAAAAAGCCCCAUCUCCCGUCCGGAAUGCUCACUCACAUUGAAGAUCCCUAUCUUGUUAUGACACCUCAGUAAAUCACCGGCGUGCCAAAGUCCACCGGGAUCCUGGUUCGAGUUUGGGAUAAGACUAUGAUGAUGCGUUGCGGAACUCCCUUCCUCUAUCUAAUAGUACCCUAUUCCACCUAGACCCGUGAAUCACAGGAUUUUAGCUCCUAUAUAUAGCUGUUUGCCGUCUUCCUUCUGUUACUUCUUCUAUCCUAUAACUAUAUCCGAUACACUCAACUCGUUUCACCAACUUGCAUUCAGCAUCAUCAGUUACAAUCACCACAAACAACAAGUUUCACAAGAACAGACUUAACCAAACAUCAUUCAAAAGAAAGGUUCACUUAUUUGAACAUCCUGGCUAACUGUGAACCAAAAGAAGGCCAGAAGACAAAACUGUGGACAGCAGACAGCCAUCAAGCACGAUAUACGAACCACAUCAACACUGAAAGGAUUCCAAACCUGACGUCCAAGUGUUAUAUUUGGACGACUGAGUAUCCGCUGUUGCUUUUUGGGCCAUCCUGAAAGAGGACAAUCUGAAAAGAAUCUGGACUGCGUUCGAACUGAAGCCGACCCAUUAAUUCUCAGUGACAACAGCUUCUGUGCCACAUAUUUCAGACCAUAUUCAUAUUCCAUCCAUUGUUAUCCUUCGGUCCAAGUGCCAAAUUCGCUAUGUGCGUCAAAGAAUUCAUCGGCUUCAACUGUGGCCACUGUGCCCUUCCCACACUCCGUGGCUGCCCGAUCGUUUCCCAAUCACCACAUUUCCCUUACUGCCGGUACCCUGGUGAGCGCCCUAUCAUAGUCCCUGAAAAUUGCCCCUCAUGUGCAAGAGUGGUCUGGAACCAGCGCACACUGGCUAAAGAGGAGUCCCACCGAGAGAUGCAUUACAGACUUGGGAGGGAAGAGUGUGUAUUUGGAGGUGAAAAGGGGGGAUGUGAGACGAGGUUUGAUAUUGACAUUGAGAGAGAACUAGGGGGUGGUGGACGACAGAUUCGGCAUGCGGGAUAUGAGAGAGUGCCUGCGCCUGGACAAAUGCAGAUCAUGGAGAUGCCCAGUGGGAAUGCGGAGAGAAGUGGUGGUGGAAUAGGAGCGACAACGAUGGGACGAAAGGUAUCGAAGAAAGACCGUAGAAAGAGCAGUAGAGAAAUUGAAGACGCGAUCGCGAGGGUAGAAGCCAGGUUUGCCGCCAUAAACUUAGAAUCAAGCAGACGAGCGGCGAUUGAAGACGCGCUUCGCAGCGCAGGGCACGCCUACGUGGUUGCUCCUAGCCGCUCAAACAAUGACUCUGAAAUCCUUGCCCAGCAGACUCGUCUGGGCGCUGCCAGUGGACCGAGUAUGGAAACGGAGUACCAGAUGAGCAACUACCACAUCCCUAGGAACAGAUCCGGGCCCGGUCAAUUGUCCAGUAGCGACUAUAGUUCCCUCCAUUUUGGGCCCCAGGUCCCACCUGGUAACGCAUAUAUCGGUUACCAAUUCGGCAACGAGGCGGCUGGACAUGAAGCAUUGCCCGGGGCAAACUUGAACAAUGCGAAGGAAGAGUACGACUCAGGUCGCCAGCUGCACGAAGCUCGUCUGCCUGGUGAAGGAAAAGUCGCGGUGCAGAAUUAUAUCGGCACAACAAAGUAUUACCCAGAUGAAGAUCAGUACAGAAGCGCAUCUGGGGAUGAGAUGAUUGCCAAUGUCAAAUAUAACCCUGGUGGCGUGGUGCCCAGGGGUCCCAGGGCCAAACAGGAAAAAAGCAUUCAGUUUCGGGGCGCCGCUCAGCAGUUCACUUCACAAAUGUCGCCUUCAAACUUCAGCGACCCAGCUCUAGGAAUGAGCGCUCCUCCUAUGGACGGUUUCCGCGAUAGUCAAUCAACACCGUCUGCGCCCCAUGUCCUCCCAAUGGGCCCUCCGGCAAGUGUUAGCCAUCCAAUAUUUGAUGGCGUAAAUGAGUACUCUCCACCAAAUCGACCAUAUCGAGGCCCAGCCAUUGUUAGCAGCGACAUGGCCAACACAGGGGAUACCUGA